This is a messenger RNA of Dujonia railenensis, 1740 nucleotides long. The record is from the annotation of a GenBank genome assembly. NCBI's taxonomy places the organism in Eukaryota, Fungi, Ascomycota, Pichiomycetes, Serinales, Debaryomycetaceae.
AUGUCCGCAGACGAAUUUAAAGCUCAAGGUAACCAGUACUUUGCCGCUAAGGAUUUCACCAAGGCCAUUGAGUACUUUACCAAGGCUAUCGAAGCCUCCCCAACCCCAAACCAUGUCUUAUACUCCAAUCGUUCCGGGUCUCACGCCUCCUUGAAGAACUUUGGUAAGGCAUUAGAAGAUGCUGAAGAGUGUGUUAAAAUCAACAGUUCGUGGGCCAAGGGUUACAACCGUGUGGGUGCUGCUCAGUACGGAUUAGGUAACUAUGAGGAUGCCAAGAAGGCUUACACUACCGCCUUGGAGUUAGACUCAAACAACGCAAUGGCUAAGGAAGGACUCAAGGCCGUUGACGGGGCCCAGAAUUCAAGAAGACAACAACCUGAUAUGGGAUUAGGUGCCAUCUUCAAUGACCCUAACUUGAUCACCAAAUUAAAGAGUAACCCAAAGACUGCUGAGAUGAUGAAAGAUCCAGCAUUGGUUCAAAAAGUUUUGGACAUUCAACAGAACCCGCAAGCCAACGCUACCCUGUUUUUGUCGGAUCAAAGAAUGAUGACUAUCAUGGCCACUUUGAUGGGAAUUGAUUUAGAUAUGCCCGAUCUUCCAAAGGAAAAGGAACCAGAGGCAGAAGUCAAAAAGCAAAAGGUUGAAGAACCAGUUGUAGCAGAAUCAGAGCCAGAAAAGGAGACUAAGCCAGAGCCAGUGCCUUCCAGUGAGCCAACCGCAGAUGAUGAUCCAGAAGAUUCUAAUGAACUCUCUAAGAUUGAUGCUGACGCAUAUAAGGCAGCUGGAAAUACUCUUUACAAGCAAAGAAAGUUUGAUGAAGCCAUUGCUCAGUACAAUAAAGCUUGGGAAGCUUUCAAAGAUAUUACCUACCUCAAUAAUCGUGCCGCUGCAGAAUAUGAGAAAGGUGACUACGAUGCAGCCAUAGAAACUUGUCAAAAGGCAAUUGAUGAAGGUAGAGAAGUCAGGGCUGACUACAAAGUCAUCGCCAAAUCAUUUGCCAGAAUUGGUAACUCUUACUUAAAAAAAAAUGACUUGAAUAAUGCAGUUAAGUACUUUGAUAAAUCAUUAACUGAACACAGAACCCCAGAUGUAUUGAAUAAAUUAAGAGCUACUCAAAAGGAGAUCAAGGUUCAAGAAGCAUUGAGCUACAUAGACCCAGAAAAAGCUGAAGAAGCUAGAUUGGAAGGUAAAGAUUACUUUACAAAGAGUGACUGGCCAAAUGCUGUGAAAGCUUAUAGUGAAAUGAUCAAAAGAGCACCUGAAGAUGCAAGAGGAUACUCUAACAGAGCUGCUGCAUUAGCCAAAUUAAUGUCGUUCCCAGAUGCUGUACAAGAUUGCAACAAGGCCAUCGAAAAGGAUCCUUCUUUCAUUAGAGCGUAUAUCAGAAAGGCAAAUGCCCAAUUGGCUAUGAGAGAAUAUUCCCAAGUUAUGGAAACUUUAAAUGCUGCCAGAGAAAAGGAUACUGAAUUAGGAGGUAAGAACGUCGGAGAAAUCGAUCAAUUAUAUAAUAAGGCUGCUUCGCAAAGAUUCUCUGGUAUUGAAGGUGAAACUCCUGAACAAACUAUGGAAAGAGUUUCAAGAGAUCCAGAAAUUGUAAGCAUUUUACAAGAUCCAGUAAUGCAAGGUAUUUUAGGUCAAGCUAGGGAAAAUCCUGCAGCUUUACAGGAUCAUAUGAGAAACCCUGAGGUUAGUAAAAAGAUUAAUAUGUUGAUCGCAGCUGGUGUUAUUCGUACAAGGUAA